AGAGUAUAUAUGAGCAGCAGCCAGUCCUGCAUGGAGGUCAGACAUCUUUCUGCACUGAGACAGAGAGUGAUCACAGCCGCACAGAAUCCUAUUGAUUAUAUUCAGAAUUUAAGAGAAACAAGAAGGAACGAGAGAGCAGAUUUGGUGCUACAGAAAACUGACAAGAACCAAUCAGAGAUGGAGCUUCUGACAGCCGCCCUCGUCAUCGUUAUUCUGUCCACAACAGCCUCCGCUAAUCCAACUGGUUCACGUCGGCAUCAUGAUGCAGACAUUGCUGACCAUGACUUGAAACAGGGAUGGCUGGAUGGGAACAACAGGUGGUCUUGGUCUUCUGAAUCUACUGAAUCUUCGAGCUACGAAGACUCAUCUGCAGAGUCGGAUCAGUCAGAGUCGUCAGAAUCCAGCGAAUCUUCAGAAAGUGAAUCUUCGGAGGAAUCCUCUGAGGAAGUUCUGAUCACUGAUCAGACCACUACAGUCGUGACCACCACGGACAUGACCACCACGGACAUGACCACCACUGGCAUGACCACCACAGACAUGACCACCACAGACAUGACCACCACAGACAUGACCACCACUGACAUGACCACCACGGACAUGACAACUACCGAUAUGGAAGACGGGAGUACGCCCACUCCUGAGCCAGACACAAUGACCACAGAUGAGCCAACUGUGACAGAAACAACGCCCCCGCCUGCCACACCGACCACACCACCCUGUGAUGUUACUCAGUGUGUUACCCUGGAUAUUCCAACAGGAGCUCCCAUCACAGAAAACAGAGGAGACAACUAAACAACUGUACUUCCUUUAACCAACUGUAAACAACAACUCACCAUGGUCUUAUAUAUAUAAAAAAAAAUGUGUCAUUUUAAGGGCACAUUUUUAAGUCUAGUUGUGAGAGGUAAACCUCAGUGGGCUUAACAUGAGUAUAGAUGGGCUCAGUCAUUCCCUUGGAAUGUGUUAAUUUUUUUCCCAUCCGAAUCAGGCCCUAAAUUUACUUAGUCCUAUGUUACCUUAGCCUUAUGUUUCCUCAGCAUCCAAGCUGGCCCUUAGGAUAGGGUUAGGGUUAAGGUUAGGGUUGCCCAUGUUAAAAUCUGUCCAUAACUUUUUGAAAAGUCAUGCUCACAAUAUCAAUGACACAGACAAUGAACAAACAGACAAAACAAGGGCAAAAACAUUACCUCAUUGGUGGAGGGGCUGAUCUGAUGGAGCAUAUGGCUAAGGAAACAUAGACACGCUCACGCACAGAUACUCACAGAUAUAAAACGGUCAUCUAACUACCUAACAGUAUCACUACAACCCAAUCACCAGAAAAAAAUGCUGCCGUUCUAUGUUUCUGCAAACCAUGUGUAUGUCAUAUUUGUGCGUGAUUAUGUAGUGGAUACAUUGAAACUUUAACAUUUCAAAACACUGUGCGUGGAUUUAGGCACAAAAAACACUUGGUUAUGGUUAGGCACAAUUCUUACUGGAAAAGCAGUGCUAUCUCUGCAAAAAACAACCUGUUUUCUUGCCACUACCCCCACUGGAAAAAAGAUGACAGGUCGCUUCUAAACACCCACGUUUGGUGUCUACAAAGCAGCUGGGAAAACAGCAAUGCCUCAUUUAAUUACAGCCAUUUCAGUUGUUUGUUGGUCUCAACCUGACUGGACCUAUGUGCUACCAAAGAAAAAGUUCCUAUGAAAACAGGUGGAGAGACAAAUAUCUCAAAGCCUGGCACAAAAAAACAAAGCUCUCUUUCAGGGUAACUGAGAAGAGUGAUAAUGAAAAGUGGGGGAAGUGGCUCUUUACCAUUAACUGGUUGUGUUGAUUGUUGGUCUCCAGCAGUGGUCUGGAGCCUGGGUGGCAUCUCACCUUGGUGACACACCAUCCACCUCCAGAUGACAAAGUCAGCUCAUAUACUACUGUGUGUCACAUUAGAAAUGUUAAUAAUAUAUUUUUGAAACUGCAAAUGUAAUAUAUUCUUUGCAGAAUCGUACAAUGCUAACAUUUUCUCCUGGUGACUGGGCUGAUCACUAGCUGCCUUAAGAUGCAAGUCCUGCAAUGACCACUAGAUAAAUUCUAUAUUAUCUAUUGUUGUGAUUACAUUGUCUUUUUUUCUUUACCGAUAUAACAUGUUGACCUGCAGUGUUUUAGUCAUCAGAUGGUGAUGCUUACAAAGCAACUUUAAUAGCGAGACCAAUAUAUUUAUAAGGUAAGAUGACAUAAACAGAUUAAUGGCUUACUCAUGUUUACCUUUAAGUAUUAUUAGGAAAGUACAGGAAGAACAGUUCGGUGGAUUUCUUUCAGUGUGCCAAAAAUAUCCAGUCUCAGUGUUUCUGCAUAGAUCUGCUCUUGAAGCAUUGUUGAAAGUAUUUUUAUUGUUCAGUAUUUCCUUGUGUGGCACCUGCAGCACAAGGUUGUUACAAGUACAAAUACAUAAUCUGUAUAUUGCACUGGAACUUUACCAAAAAACGUCCCCUCUGCAUGAAGCAUCCAGAGUAUGUAUCCCACAGCAGUGUGUUUAUAGACUGUGGAGGGUGUGCCCUGUUUAUCUUAUUCACAUUGUAAAGACAAGAGCUAACAAGACGAACUGAGUUAUUGCCACAGUGGGUUGCUUUAAUUAUGGGCUGUGAAUUCGUCUUUUCCCAAAUUAAAUAUGGCCCAGAGGGCUGAGGACAAAACCUUAA
Molecule: messenger RNA, 2666 nt
Organism: Epinephelus fuscoguttatus (brown-marbled grouper)
Lineage: Eukaryota; Metazoa; Chordata; Actinopteri; Perciformes; Serranidae
Gene: scpp8
Product: secretory calcium-binding phosphoprotein 8
Exons: 3
Coding region: 10-792 (260 amino acids)
Source: RefSeq, a predicted model, not a curated record